AUGGCGACCGGUAAAAGUGUCGCGGGGCGGGGGGCGGCGUGGACAGGGGCAUCGCUGGCCGAGGACCUCAGGCGCUGGGCGGCGGAAGAGAUGAAGCUUCCUCCGGGCAAAGUUCCCUCCCAGAAGGCCGCACGCAGAAUGUGCUCAGGUCAGUGUGCUGACAUCUGGAAGUACAUCAUCCGCCACGUUCAUCAUCAGAGGACUGUAAAGAAGAUCCGUGGGAACAUACUGUGGUAUCAGCAGAUGGAAAAAAGUGAGGGCAAGCCCAGUGACUCUGAAUCAGAUAAAGAACGCCGCAAGCAUCUAACUCAGGCCAUUUCUCGCUUGAAGGAAGAAAUACAGCAGAUGGACCUUCAGAUAGAAUUGGGGCAGCGUGAGCUUGUAACCAGUGAGGUCACCCUGGAAACGACUCAGGAAAAGAUCCGGGAUGCCAAGCAACGCAGUUUGCUCCUAAAGGCCUACUCCACACGGGUCACAGCAGAACGCCAACAAUUGAACAAGAAAGCUGCACAAGUCAAGGGGCGUUUGGAGCAGUUGGAAGAAAAGAAAGCCAAGAUGGCCGUGUGUUUUGGUGGCAAACACCCAGAGUCUCGGUUCCCCAUCUCGGAGUCUGAAGUCCUGCGGGAUGUCCAGGAAGGCUGCCAGCUGCGUUUCCAAUUCCUGAAGACCCUUUUUGAAGACAGCAUCUCUGGGCGCACUCCAGGGGCGAACGAGAAAGAGAUGAAUACUACUUACCAAUAUUGGCUGAGCAUCGUGGAGAAAGUGAUCGGUACCCAUCCUGCUGCCCAUGUCCUUUCAGCUCUGGAGCACUUGGCCCUUCAGAACACAAUGAAGCUGCAGGAGUUGACGGACAAGAUCAACAUCCCCCAAGAUGUGGCUGCCCUCAAGUUCCAUUAUGACAGCACACACCUGCAAGAUGUCUCGGAUUCAGUGGACGAGCUGCCUUCCGUCCGGGUUCUUAUUCAGGAGGGCUGGAGCAAAUGCGAGAUGCUCUGCAUGCAGCAGAUUCCCCUACACGCUGUGGAGAAAGACCUGCUGGCACGCCUUGAAGCCCUCGUGAAGGAGAUGCACAGUCUCCUGUCUGAUGGAUCGGAGCGCUCCAUCCUGGCCAGAGCGGCCUUUGAGAUGGAGCUCCGUGCGGUGAGGCUGCGAGGAUACAGGGAUGGGCUGCUGCUGGGCUGUCAGGAACUGGAAGAAGCGGUGAAGGCCCGGUACGCAGAACUGCAGAGCUUGCAGGCGAAACGCCAGCGCAUUUUGGACUUCCGCCAUUUGGUGAAUGAGAAACAGCAACAUGUUCGGGCCCUUAUCAAAGGCACUUCAUAUAUCAAAUCCCAGCUUCGCAAGGACCAGGCUGAGAUCCAGGAUUUCAUACAGAAAAAACUGCUCCCUCAGGCCCAACGGGUGCAGCUGGAGACCCAGCAGCUUCACGACAGGAUAGGCCGUGAGGUCCAGCAUUUCAAAACCAUUGCCUUGCCUUGUCUGCCGACUCGCCAGAUAGCUGGGUCUCAACACAUCCCAGCCCACAAACUUUCUAUCCAUUGCUUAAGCCGGACAGCACCGUCCGAAAAUCGGGCCUUCCUUAACGUAUGCAAUGGAAUUAGCUUUCCCCUUUAUAAGGCUCCUGAACAGCUCCUUCUCCAUAUGGUGGAGCUGAAGAAGAUGCUUGCUUACGUGCGUGCCCAACUGGGCUCCAAACAAAGAGCUUUGGGAAGUCUGCAGCACCAGCUGGAUAGUGCCCCAGAGCCUGAUGUACCAUCCUUGGUGAGAGAAGUGCAGUCCCAUGACCAGAAACAAGCCUUUGAGUUGCUGCCUCGCAUACAAUGCCUGAUGGAACAGUGCCGGUGUCGCGUCGAGCGUUGGCCUGAGAUCCAAGCUACUCUGGAUGCCUGGUGGGAACAGCCGGGACAGUUUGUUCUACCGCAGGAGCGCCGCCACGGUUUCACCUUGCAACAGUGGCUGGAGCGUUGGACCUUGGCUGCCAAGAACCUGCAGCAGCAGCAGAUGUGGCUUUGAAAAACAGCCCAAAGCCCUGCUGAAGACAGAGCAGCUACGCCUGUGCUUCCAUCCGGCUGCUAAAAGACAGCUCUUAAUUUCAUUAAAGGGAGUAAGCCGUUUU
This is a messenger RNA of Protobothrops mucrosquamatus (brown spotted pit viper), 2116 nucleotides long. RefSeq names its product HAUS augmin like complex subunit 5 (gene HAUS5). The coding region runs from base 1 to 2013 and encodes 670 amino acids. The transcript has 19 exons. The record is from RefSeq and is a predicted model, not a curated record. Gene Ontology annotation, biological process: spindle assembly; centrosome cycle. NCBI's taxonomy places the organism in Eukaryota, Metazoa, Chordata, Lepidosauria, Squamata, Viperidae. Gene Ontology annotation, cellular component: HAUS complex; centrosome.